Molecule: messenger RNA, 3101 nt
Organism: Spinacia oleracea (spinach)
Lineage: Eukaryota; Viridiplantae; Streptophyta; Magnoliopsida; Caryophyllales; Amaranthaceae
Exons: 15
Coding region: 440-2863 (807 amino acids)
Source: RefSeq, a predicted model, not a curated record
AGGAUUUUCUUCCAGAGUUGAUAGACAUUUUGGCAACAUUGACUGGAGGAAGUCUUGCUCCAUAAUGGCUUGUGUCCAAUCUGGACACAAGUGGGGGCAUUAUGGUAUUUUCACCGUAAAAAGAGAGAGGCCUACUUGGAAAUAACGGACUCCGUUAUUCAUUGCUGGCAAAAAUUUCAGAUUUCAAAAAUUUUGAAUUUGAGGUAUUUAAUACUCACAUUGUCUCUCUCCUCCUUGUUAUUCUCUCUCCUCCUUCAAAGCAGUCCUUCUUCCUCGUGCUCCUCCUGCAGUCAAGACGAGCAAGAAAUUCAGAUUUCGGGAAUUUUGGGCAAAAAAUUCACACCUCCAUUUUCAAGACGAGCUAGGAUUGUUCGUUAAUUUGGUGAAUUCGUGAAAAGCAAUUGCGCUGGAGGAAGAAUUAUUUGUCAUCAAGAGGAAAAUGGGUAAACGUAAUGCUCCACUUCCAAAGGAGAAAAAAACAGAGGAAGACGUUGUUAAGGGAAAAGGCGUGUCUACAAGGGCAGGAGCACGAACAAGAACAACUGCAUGUGGACUAAAGGCAGUGGAAGGUUCUUCCAGUGGAAAGAAGAGAAAAGUCUAUGAUGCGGAGACUAGUGGAGAGGAGGAGCCACGUACAGAGAGCAACGAUGACGAGGACGUCUUGAGUGUAGGUGCUCAGGUGAAGAAAUCGGAGACUGUUGUGUCCACCAGGCUGAGGAAAGGCAUACAUGAGAAUGAUAGGAUUGAGGUGUUUUCAAAGUUGGUGUCACUGUUGGAUGACAGUCGAAGGGAUUUAGUUAGAAAAAUGGGGUUUGGAGCCCUCCUCACCGUGAAACUGCGCAACAUGUCCCCAGAAUUUGCCUACUGGUUAGUGACCAGGGUAGAUGGUGCUAAUGGGGUGUUUUAUGGUGGGGGCGAUAUGGAAUUCAGCCUGGAUCCCAUCCAAUUUAACUGUGUUUUGGGGCUGCCUAUGGGUACUCAGCCUGUACCAUCUCUUAAUGGAAACCUAGACACACGCCAUAGGAAUAUAGCAGACCAUAUUGUUCAGAUGUAUGGGGAUAGUGGUGGGGUUUCUGUUCAGAAAGCUUGGGAAUUUGCAGUUGGGAUGAGGGAUGGACAGGGUAAGGCGGUGGCUACUAUUGUCCCAAUUGUAACAAGAGAGGAGGAAUUUGAAUUUAGAAUAGCCUUUAUGAUUGUUAUACUGGAGCUGGUGUUGUGCCCAAGCACAGACGGGUUUACCUUGGCGGGAAGGUUGUUACCUGCCGCAUCGGUAGCACCGGAGUCAAAUUCAUAUGAUUUGUGCACGUUCUGUUUAGAGUGGCUAAAGAUAUGGUGCAAAAUGUUUGCACAUCAGUUUGAUCAGCAUGGAGUUGUUUCUGGAUUGGGGGGCUGCAGCCUAUUUUUGACGGUGUUCUACCUGGACCACCUGAAUGUUGUUCCUAGGCAAUGGUGUGUUAUGCCGAGGGUGGCUGUGUGGUCCCAAUCUGAUGUGGAUGCCCUGAUAGAGGCAGACAAGAAAGCUGGAGGUGACUAUGGAAGAACUCAGUCUGUUGAUGUUGCUUACGGCGAGAGACACCAUCCUCGAUUGCCAAGAGAUAUGCGGGGUUCCUACAUUGCAAAAGAGGUUCUGAAUGUUUUAACAAGCCGAUUUGAGAGAAUCGAGGAGCAAAUGCACAACCAAGGAGAGGUUUUAAGAAGUAUGAAACUUGAUUUGUCAAGAAUAGUAGGGGUGAGGGAACAAGAUAGUGGGUUGAAGGACACUCAAAGUGGAGGUACAAGUGGUGGUAGUGUGGGUGGUGUGGCUGUUUGCCCUGCUCUCGGAGGUACGCAGACAAUGAGGCCGACCACAAUUCCUACGGCCACUGCACAGCAGUUUGGAGUUCCGUCGCCGGUGGGUUUUGCACCGGCCUUUGGUUCAGCUCGGGGUAUUGGCACCCGAGGCUUUGGGUUCCCUCCUCCUUCCACUUCAGUCUCUCCAGUUUUGACUGAAGUACAAUCUCAUGCUCAGAAGCCGGUAAUCACCACUGAAAUUUUAAAGGGAGUUUCACCUCUUAGGAGCUCCCGGAAGAGUCGUACUGAUAUGGAGAAGGAAUUGGUUGCUUUCAUCAAGGAGUGCCAGGGAAAUAGCAAGGAUGAAGGACCAGAGUUGAUUGAGUUCGAUGGUUUAUGUCUAAGCAAAUAUCAGAUGUAUCGAAUGGUAGCAAUGGAUGAGUAUGCGGGGAUAGAAUACGUCAAAGUGGCUAGUAAGAUGUAUACUAGCAGGUGGAAGGCAGAAUUGGGUGCCGGUAGAGGACGAAGUGUAAUGCUUGAACCUGGUUUCGGGGUUAAGGUACAAACAAACGAACCCCCUCAGUCUCUUGUAGCCCCAUUCGGUGCCCCCUUUGAAAACCUCGUCAUUCGGGAAAUGUUUGUGGUUGUAGUACCCGUGUUGCACAUGUACUUCACACUUCCACCGCACACACGUUGGUAUUGUGUUGCAUUAUCCAUGAAGGAUAAGCGGAUUUGGGUCCUUGAUCCUACAUCAGACGAGCCUUUGUCUGAGCACGGUCGUCUGAUUAGCCACAUGUUCAAGUACUUGGACACCCUGUUUUACUCUAAAGACGAGUCAUGGGUAAAGGAUGGACUGAGUGGAUGGGGGGUUGACCUUGUUUCUGUCCCACCAAGCGAUGAUGUGUCAAGUUGUGUUGUAAUGCUAGCAUGGAUAAAGGACAUAGUCCAACGCAACAAAAUUUCUCCCACAUUCCAACCGGGUGCAAUAGAGGAUGCAAGGGUAUCACUUGCUGUUGAUGACAUCUUGUGCGAGUUGAAUGUGAGGAGACCUGAGGUGUACGACCUUAUUUCUGGGAGGCAAGUCCGUGUGUAGACCGUGUUUACGUGCUUGAACUUAAGUUUUUGGAUGUAAUUUGGAUGUAUUUUGGAUGUAUUUCGGCAACUAUGUUGCAUUUGAAUUCUGGUACUUAGUUUGGAAGUUAGUUUGGAAGUUUGUGUGGAAGUUAGUUUAUGACCAAACAUUUGAUGUUGUAUGUUUAUAUUUCUACUGUGAACUAAGGGGUCUUUUGUUUUAAAGGAAUCCAGGUAGAAAUAAGAUAUUUAUGCGCCAA